Amoebophrya sp. A120 is the source of this 1514-nucleotide messenger RNA. The record is from the annotation of a GenBank genome assembly. Lineage: Eukaryota; Dinophyceae; Syndiniales; Amoebophryaceae.
AGAUGGUCGUGCAACACCCAAAUAAAAAGCAGCUCGAGGAAUCUCCAUGAAGACUCUGAUCUACUUUGUACGGACAAUAUCAAUAACCGGUUCCACCUUCGAUCCGCAUUCGCUACAUGGGUGGUCUACUACUUCACCAGGAACAAGAUUUAUAGAAGAAGUGCAUCUCAUUGUCAUUGAAACUACAGUCCAUCGUGCAGCCAGAAAAGAAUGCGUUCCUGUUCCGUGCACCAAAAUGAAUAGGCGAAAGAAAUGCGAUUAUUUGUCCCACCAAGUGAAAAAUAAAAUCCGCAUGCUCUUGCGCAGGCGCAUUCCGCCGUAGGGUCGAUUCCACAUUUUUCCGUUGAUCUUACGCAAAACCAAAGCUUGUCGGGCCUGGCGAUCGCGUAACCAUGACUGACAGUUGUAAGUAGAUCACGAUCUUUCCCUUUUUUAGUGAUUGGUGGUGUUUUUGUCCACGAGAACGACCCGCUUCCAGUCGAUCCUGACUGAUCGACACGCAUCAUGAUGUUGAUAACCAUGCAGCUUCCAAACACCAAAUAAGAACAGCAGGUUGCCAACGUAGUAGAACAUUUGAGAUUGACUCCAUUGUCAGCUCCGGUCGCUUCUCUCAUAUAAUCAUUCUUCUAUUUGCUUACUUAAUCAACUUUAUCCAAAUCGAGUCGAGGCACGCCGUACUAUUUCAUCUUGUCAAGUUUAUCAGGAGGUGGAGCUUAAAAUUGUAACUAAGUACAAAUUGAAGAAUUUGAAUUUCAAAAAAUAUUAUUAGCAUAGUACUACGACACUAUCGUUUAUAAAAGAAUUUCAUCUUUCUAAAGCCACGAUUGGUCGAAGGUUUAGUGGCAAAGGACCGCUCUCGGAACACGAACAUCAAAAUGGCUCGUCUGGGUUGCAGCACGAUGAGUCCGUCGUCUACCCCAUUUUCGUCGAAGCAGGACCUCCGUAGUUCUCGCAGCUGCUCGCCUAUUGCACCUAACAUUUCGACCUUGCGGCGCAUCCUCACUGUCACUUUCUUUUCCUCGUCGCUGCUGUUUCUUGGAGGUCAUGCUGCAAAUGUUGAAAUGCAGCAAUGGCAAAUGACGGAUACUGCGCCUCCUGGGGGGGCUCAACAUCAAGUAGAGAAAGAGGAUGAAGAUGAAGCAGCAGAACCUCUACUCCCGAGAGGCCGCACCGCGGCUGGCUAUGAAGUACUAGAUCUACAUGAUCGAGCCUCUUCGUCGAGUCACGUACCCUUCACGGGGCAGCCCCGCGAUUCAUCUUUUUCGCAUGGAAAUGAUAGCGGAAUGAUCGCCGCCAUGGACGAGGAAGCACAACCCUUACUUCAGAGACGCCCGGAUGGGCCGCGUGGACAACAUCGUCGAGCCUCGUCCUCCUCGAGUCGCGUACUCACAACCGGGCACCGGGGCAGCAGUCACACUGAAACUGGCGUGGAACUGGCCACUACGCGAAAUCCAGAGCUGUUUGACCGGCUCGCACGCGAAUCCAUUCUGCCAGUGAUGAAGGAGAAGAUGUGA